CGCAAUUAUGUUAAGUAUGGACAUAAAUACGUGCACGUGUGUACUUUAGAUGCAUAUCAAUAUUAUGUUCUGUAAUUUACCUUCACACAACGGGCCAUAAUACCAUCAGUGCCUUUGAAAUAUUACAAAACGGUUUUGACAUCUACCCCACUGCAAUUAUUCGUUUUUGACCUUAUUUUUUUUUUGUAUAAAUAAAUAAAAAUUGUUCGAUAUGUUAUCAUUUGAUUGAACCUCUUUAAAGUACAAGAAAAACUGUUGAAUUCGAUUCAAAAUGUUCCCGAAAUUGUUCAUCUUUGCCACAAUCGUGGCUUUAGCUUUUGCUUCUCCAGUCGCCGAACCAAAAGCUGAUCCCAAACCGAGUUUAAUUGCUGCUGCGUAUACCGCACCGGUUGUAGCUGCACCUCUAACUACUUAUUCGUAUCCAUAUACGUAUGCUAGUUACGUAGCACCAUCAGUUUACAGUGCCGGUUUGACUGCAUAUUCGCCUUAUACUGGAUCUUAUGUAGUUGUUUAAAAUGAUGUAACAAACUUGAUUGGUUUAUUUAUUAUAAUUAAACUGUCAUGAUAAAUUUAAA
Molecule: messenger RNA, 575 nt
Organism: Diorhabda carinulata
Lineage: Eukaryota; Metazoa; Arthropoda; Insecta; Coleoptera; Chrysomelidae
Exons: 2
Coding region: 272-514 (80 amino acids)
Source: RefSeq, a predicted model, not a curated record